Ostertagia ostertagi is the source of this 366-nucleotide messenger RNA. NCBI's taxonomy places the organism in Eukaryota, Metazoa, Nematoda, Chromadorea, Rhabditida, Trichostrongylidae. The record is from the annotation of a GenBank genome assembly.
AUGAAGACAAACGACCAACAAAUCAGCACACCGACGUUAGCUGGUUCUGCGCGGGAAAUAUCGCAAAUCCAGAGAGGCGAAGACGCAAUGUCCCGAGAAAUCGUUAUCAGAAGAAAUGGAGUCUGCACUGAGAUCAGCGCAGAAAAGGAGAGAAGGAAAAAAGCUGAAGAGAGGAAAAGAAGCAGGAGCAUGGAAGCGAAAACCCAAUAUCCCGAGAAAUCUCUGAUGGAUGAAAUGAAUGCGGCUAUAGCGUCUGAGCUCGCUGCCAGUCAAGCACAAGGGGCAAAACAGAAUGGCAAAGACAAUGGCAAAGAACUGAAGGUGGAUCGAACAAUGCACUCGGAGACGCAGGACAAGGAGAAGUGA